Funneliformis mosseae is the source of this 234-nucleotide messenger RNA. Lineage: Eukaryota; Fungi; Glomeromycota; Glomeromycetes; Glomerales; Glomeraceae. The record is from the annotation of a GenBank genome assembly.
AUGCAAGCUAAGUCUGGUUUAAGUCGUUCAGAGUGUUGUACGGUAUGGGCUUUGCUUCUUCAAGCCAUCGUAUUUGGCCUGACCAAAUCCAGUUUCGAAACAAAACUGGUUCUGAAAUCCAAAAGUAAUUGCAGAAAUAACAGUUAUAAACCAGCGGCUAUUAACGUUAUAGGAGAGGUUGCUAGAGAGGAUGAGCUUUUAAAAAGGAUGAAAGUUACACCACCGUCAACAUGA